CCAGCAUCCUUAAGACCACAGAGCUUUGAGCGACCAUGGGGCUCUCCGAAAGGAAGAACAAGCAAAGGAUCGGGCUCGAUCCUCGGAAUCUGACAUGGUCAAAUGACACGUCGAGAUUUUCAUACCAGCAUCUCAAAUCUCUCGGGUGGUCUUCGUCGUCCGGGAUCGGCGGCUCAGGCCUAGACGGGAACCCAAAUCACAUUGCAGUCGUCAAGAAGCUCGACAAUGGAGGUAUUGGAAUGGCUCGAGCGAGGAAAGAAGGUGACGACAAUGCUGCUGGUGCUGGGCCAGCGGGAAGAAAUUUUGAAGACGUCCUCAAGCGAUUGGCUGGGAACAGUCCGAGCGAGAGUCCAUCUGGAGCCAGUACGCCAGUAGAGCAGGCAGUAGAGAAGAAGAGAAACAAGAUUGCCUCCCGUCAAAAGCAUCUGCAAUCGAAACGCUUGGCCAGCUCGUCCCCAGCAGCUCUAGCUGAGAUACUCGGUGUGCCCGUCUCCUCACUCCCGGCCAGUCCGCUGCAAUCGACGCCUACAACCCCGGCUCCUGUCGACACCCCGUCGCCAGCGACGCCUUCCGAUCCCACCGAGCCCGAACGCACAGUUGAAGAGGGUAUUUCCAAAUCCACACUUUCCGUUUCAGACUACUUUAGACAGAAGAUGAGGGAUAAAAUGAAGGCAAGGCAAGGCAUGAGCGGGGACUCUCCGGGCCCACCCGCUGAGCCCUUGGCUCUUAAAGGAACCGAUCCGUGGGAGGGAUCCAGAACAACCUUUGAAGAGACGGAAAGUGGAGAGGGCAGCAGCUCCAGUCCAGCGGUGAAUCCUACUGCUACCACUGUGACCGCCGACGAUGAAAAGGCCGCUAAGAAGGCGAAGAAGGAAGCGAGGAGACAGAAGAAGAUGGCGAAAACGAGCGAUGAAGGCGUCACUGCAAACGCCAACGCGGGCACGAGCGACAAUCUGCCCGCUUUACCAGCAGUCGUUGAGGGCCCAUCGAAAAAGGACAAGAAGGAGAAGAAGAAGCGGAAGCUUGAGACAGAACAGGACGUGACCGAAGUCGUUGAAUCAUCGUCAGAUCGGGACGAGAAAAAGAAGAAGAAGAAGAGCAAGAAGAAGUAGAGCCCAGGCGUUUCACAACUAUCACUACUUUCCUGUUUCUGUACAUAUUCGCUGUUGUCUGCAUUUUCACCUGCUUCAGAACCCGUCCAGUGCUCAAUCUGGCUUCUGCUCUCUAUCUCAAUAGUUCUCGCGAACGCAAAGUCUAGCGUCAACUCGAUCCGAUGGUCUCCGACUUUGCUCA
Molecule: messenger RNA, 1293 nt
Organism: Kockovaella imperatae
Lineage: Eukaryota; Fungi; Basidiomycota; Tremellomycetes; Tremellales; Cuniculitremaceae
Exons: 3
Coding region: 36-1112 (358 amino acids)
Molecular function (GO): nucleic acid binding
Source: RefSeq, a predicted model, not a curated record